Messenger RNA from Acaulospora colombiana, 1843 nucleotides. The record is from the annotation of a GenBank genome assembly. NCBI's taxonomy places the organism in Eukaryota, Fungi, Glomeromycota, Glomeromycetes, Diversisporales, Acaulosporaceae.
AUGACACCACCUUCUUCCUCUGCUUUUCCAUCCGAAUCUUCAUCAAUGACAAGAGCCCUAAACUUGGCAGAAGUGCUUGAAAAUGUGAUCUCUCACAUAGACAAGUACGACAUAAAAACUCAAUACUCGGCUCUGCUGGUGAAUCGUAGGUGGUGUAAAAUCGUUAGCCCAUAUCUCUGGAGCACGCCAUUCUCCUAUAGCAUCCCUGAAAAAAGACUUUGCAAGAUUAUUCCAAUUUACCUGUCAUUCCUAUCACCGGAUGUAAUUGGUUAUUUGGCGAAAAAUGAUGUGAAGAUAUUACCGGAUAAAGGAUCAGGGAAUAAAAGUUCCGGUAGAACUUUCGAUUAUCCGAAAUUUAUAAGGUCAUUGAACGUAGAUUUUUUAGCUGAAGUCGUUACUCAGUGGUUACAGGAGCAGAACGUAACGGUAUACGAAACAGAAAGUGACAGUAGCUGUGGCGAUGAAUCCUCUGAUGAUGAAGGCAUAUCAUGUUCUGACAAUUCGGAUUCCGAAAUUGAUGAUAGCGAUGAUGAGAUUGAACAAGACGAGAAUAACAGUGAGAAUAAUGAGAUUCAUAACGCUGGCGACAUCCAAGAAGUUAAUGAGAUUGAGCACAGUUCCGAAACUUCCAACAAUGAUGAAACCGAUGAAACAAGUUCAGACGGAAAUAGUGACUCCGAUACUAGCUUGUGCGAAGAUCAAGGUCCAAGCAUCGACUACAGAAAUAACCCGGAAAGGUAUGAACUCGACGAAUACAUGGUGUCAGAAUUGUGCAAACUUUUCAUGAACAAAACUCGAAAGAUUUUGGAGCUUGUCAUUACGGAUCUCUCCAUUGAUGGUACCUUUGUAAACAAAAUUCCUGGUUAUCUCGGUAAUUCUUGUUUGUCUUAUCUUGAGACAUUGGAAUUCGACGGAACUUUUUGCAGCAGGACUUUUGUUGUCGGUUUUGCCAACCUUUGCAAGAACCUUACGGCGAUUGUAAUUGACGAUAUGGACGAAGAUGCUCCUUUUGUAGGGGAACUAUCAACUUUAAUUAGAAAUCAAUCGAAACUCUCGAGCUUUAGUUUAUCUGAUAUACCCUUGGACAUGUCAAUGGCAAUAGCUGCCCUCGACUCUCAAGUUGAUUCGCUCAAGAACAUUGUCAUCAGAGAUGUAUUGAUUUGUGAUAAGGAAUCAGUUAAAGCACUGACUCGUUGUGCUAACAUGGAAUCUAUUGAUCUUUCGUUCGAAGAUAAAAAAUAUUAUAAAUCAUUUACCGCUCUAUGGUAUAGCACCUUCCCGAAGCUCAAACAUUUGGGAAUCUCGAUGUACUAUACGUGGCAAGAUCCAUUGUUUAUUGAAAAUACCAAAGCAUUUCUUGAACUCAAUGGAAAGCAUCUUCAUGGAAUCAAUUUAUGUCUCACGACCACCAUUUAUACCGCUAUUCUUAAAGAGAUUGGUGUCUAUUGUCCAAAACUCUCGACCCUUGAGAUAAACAGAAUCUAUGACGGAGUGGAUCAUCUUGUCGAAUUGUUGAAAAUACCGUUACCGUUAAAGAAAAUUGUCGUCGAGUACAACAAAUCAAAGCUCCACCAAGCAAAUGGUGUGUUACUACCUUUGAAAAAAUUGGUGGCACUCGAUAAUCUAUCCCAUUUUGAAAUCGGAUGGAUUUUUUCGGCCGAAUUCCUGAAAGAAAUAUUGGAUGGUUGGGAAGCACCGAUUCAGAAAUUUUCGUAUUGUAGUGAGGACGAUUUUGAUGUUCACAAAGAGAUACUAAAUGCAUUUGUGAAAAGACUCAGUUCGAAGUAUGCGGUUAAAGAUCAUCAGGUGACCUCGAGUCCAUUUCAACGGAUAGAUCGAAAUG